AUGGACGUGAUGCCAUACUACUACCGGGCAUCGCAUGGGCACGAAAACGAAGAUGUGACGGUAGCAACAAUUGUCACAAGUAAUAGAUUUGAGGCAUUGGCACGUUUGGUAGAGCAGUACCAAGGACCGGUGUCAGCAGCAGUCCACAUCUCGUCUACCAACACGACCAGGCGCAACGAUCUCCUUGCUUCACUACAUGCUAUCUACACAUCAUCGCCACUCUUCUCCCGAUGGGUCGACAUACAUGUCAUUGUGGAUCAACAUGACCGGCAGUUUAAUAUGUGGCGUAAUGUGGCGCGUUUGUAUGCUCGAACGGACUGGGUCAUGAUGCUCGAUGUGGAUUUUGCAUUGGCUAGGGGCGGUGAGGUUGCAUUUGUGGUUCCCGCGUUUGAGUAUGUGGUUCAGGAGGACGGGAAAGAUUGGAGGACGUUUCCGAGAACUAAGAAGGCGUUAAUAGAACUUGUCGAAUCCAGAAAGAUUGCAAUGUUUCAUCAAUCAUGGGCUCCCGGGCACAAUAGCACAGAUUAUGGGCACUAUUAUGCGGCUCAGCCCGGGGAAGUAUAUCGAGUUACCACAUACCAGAAGAGUUACGAACCUUAUGUGAUUAUGCGCCGUGAUGGUCCGCCUUGGUGUGACGAGAGAUUUAUUGGAUACGGCGGGAACAAAGCAGCUUGCCUAUUCAGCAUUUACCUCUCAGGAAUCAAUUUUUAUGUUCUAUCCGACGAUUUUUGA
Molecule: messenger RNA, 732 nt
Organism: Rhizoctonia solani
Lineage: Eukaryota; Fungi; Basidiomycota; Agaricomycetes; Cantharellales; Ceratobasidiaceae
Product: Glycosyl-transferase for dystroglycan
Exons: 5
Coding region: 1-732 (243 amino acids)
Biological process (GO): protein O-linked glycosylation via mannose
Molecular function (GO): xylosyltransferase activity; glucuronosyltransferase activity
Source: RefSeq, a predicted model, not a curated record